Messenger RNA from Manihot esculenta (cassava), 1194 nucleotides. RefSeq lists its product as uncharacterized. The record is from RefSeq and is a predicted model, not a curated record. Lineage: Eukaryota; Viridiplantae; Streptophyta; Magnoliopsida; Malpighiales; Euphorbiaceae. The transcript has 6 exons. The coding region runs from base 1 to 1194 and encodes 397 amino acids.
AUGAGAGGACGAGGACGUGGAUCUUCAUCACAGGGUCAAGGAGACCAUGGCAGGGGUAGUAUCCACACAACUGAAUCAGAAAAUGUCAAUCAAGAUUUGGUACAACACACUGCUUUGAUUCUUAGACCAGACCAGGGUGAGAGAUCCACACCGGGUGCUGCAUCAUCCACUCCUGCUUCAGUGCACACAUCUGCUACUGCCUCUGCUCCCAUAGGUUUGCCACCUAUUACAUCUACGGCUACAUCUGCAUCUGCAUCUGCUUCUGCUAGUUGUGGACCUAUAGGGCUCAGACCACAUAUUUCCUUAGCAAACUCACCUUCUGAUCCGAUUGCUAGGCGGAUUAUCUUGAUCUUCAAGGAAAAGUUAGUAGCAGAUGACUUUUGUUGGAAAAAUGUACCAGAAGAGGUUAAAGAAUUCUAUUGGCAAGAAUUUAAGGAGGCAAUAGAACAACUUAUGAAGAUAGCUUGGAGAAAGAAAGCUGUUGAGUGCUAUUGUAGCCUUAUGUGUAGCAUAAGGAAUGGGAAGGAGAAGAGGCUAUCACUGACGGAAGGAGUAAUGGAUGCAUGGCAAUCCGCUUGGGGAGCAACUGAGUAUCAAAACAAAUGCAAAAAAUUCUCAAAUAAUAGAAAGAGUGAAACAGGUGGACAAGGCGCUGGCCCAUCAAGACAUUGUGGAGGAUCCAUAUCUCAGUAUAGGCAUCAACAACAGAUGCAUGAAAGGCUAGACAGAGAUCCUUUACCUCAUGAGUUAUUUGAGGCUACUCAUAAGAAGAAGGGUACCUCAGAGUUUGUUGAUGCACGCUCAAAAUCCUUUCAUGACCGCUUUCUGACUUUGAAAGAGCAAGCAUCACAGACAGAUAAUGACAGUACUGCAGCAUUUCGCAUUGAUGAGGCUCAGUUAUACUUUGAGGCAGUAGCCUUCACAUCAGCUCAGCAAAAUCAGGAUCUUCAAGAUGAAAUGGCUGAUCUCAGACGCAAGCUACAGGAGCGUGAGGAUAAUGAACAUUUAUUGCGUGAGCAAAACGUGCGGAUUUCCUCUGAGCUCUCACAGGUGAAGGAUUUACUUAUGCAGCUCGUGAGUCAAAGACAAAGCAGCCAGCCAUCAGCUCCUGGUGAGGGAACUUCUGCACAGCCUCCUGAUCAACCAAAUGAAGCUAAUGAUGAGGACGAGGAUGAGAAAAAUACACAUUUGUAG